Wyeomyia smithii (pitcher-plant mosquito) is the source of this 1872-nucleotide messenger RNA. Its product is annotated as lipase 1-like. The coding region runs from base 59 to 1312 and encodes 417 amino acids. The transcript is spliced from 3 exons. Lineage: Eukaryota; Metazoa; Arthropoda; Insecta; Diptera; Culicidae. Gene Ontology annotation, biological process: lipid metabolic process. The record is from RefSeq and is a predicted model, not a curated record. Gene Ontology annotation, molecular function: hydrolase activity, acting on ester bonds.
CUCAGGACGGCUGCAGUUAAGAACGAAUAUGUUGUCGACUACCAGUGAGUAGCGAAUCAUGGCGACGUUCGGUUCUACAGGCGCCGCGUUGUCUCGGUUGCUGAUCGUUCUGGCGUGCGCGACAAUCGGAAUGAGUUUUCACGGUGGCAGUAACACUUCGGCACCGUUUUUGAUUGACGAAGAGGACGGUCUGCUGACAGUGCCCCAGCUGAUUCGGAAGUACGGCUACUUAGUAGAGGAGCACCAAGUGCGGACAGAGGAUGGUUAUCUACUGGCGAUGUACAGAAUUCCGCCUCGACGAGUUUCUCGCAAACAUCCGGUGUUUAUGUGGCACUCACUGUUCAGUUCCUGUGUCGACUGGGUUUUGAUUGGAAGGAAGCACGGUUUGGCAUAUUUACUAGCGGAUCGAGACUACGAUAUUUGGAUGGGAAAUGCUCGCGGUAAUCGCUAUUCACGGAAACAUGAACGCCUUAGUGUCAGUUCUGCGAAGUUCUGGGACUUUUCAUUUCAUGAAAUUGGAUACUAUGACAUCCCAGCGUUGGUUGAUUAUAUCCUGAAGCAAACGGAAGCAGCACGAGUGCAUUUUGUCGGUUUUUCGCAGGGCGCAAUGACGAGCUUCAUUGCAAUGGCCGAGCGACCCGGUUUCACCGAUAAAGUGAUCGAGUUUCAGGCACUUUCACCAGCCGUAUAUAUGUACCGCUCGCCAAGUGUUUUCAUCAAUAUCCUGGCUGCGUCCGCGGACCAAAUUGCGAAAGCUCUAGGCGCUGUACAGCAGUACGAAUUUAACCCGUACUUUGAAAAACAGUACUUCUUCUUUCAAUGGUUAUGUUCGGCGUCAAAGCAGAAAAUUUGUCGAGUUUUAAUUUACGACGUGGUCGGUCCCAAUCCCGAUCAACUAGACUCGAAAGUGCUGCGAAUAUUUUUUGGACACUUUCCAGCCGGAGCUUCCGCGAAGCAGGUGCAGCAUUAUGCGCAAAUAAUUCGGGACGGCAUUUUCCGACAGUACGAUUACGGUGAUCCGCAAAUAAACUACAAACGCUACGGUAGCCACACGGUUCCACGAUACAAUUUGUCACGUGCAGCGGCCCCAGUUAGAACCUACUAUGGCUACAACGAUAACACCGUUAACUAUCUAAACGUCCUGCAGCUGGAGCAGGAAAUUCCGUACGUUGUGAGCAGUUAUCCGGUCCCGGAUAAACGCUUUAGUCAUAUCGAUUUCAUUCUGGCCAGCAACGUCAAGGAGCUACUUUACGAUGAAGUGGUACGUAAUGUGGAGAAAGCUGAGCAGAGAGCUACUACUCAAAAUAAAUGAGAUUUUAUCAAUUAAAACGUACAGGAUUAACCGGUGAUCUAGUGAUUUUACAGUUUUCGAGUGGAAACAGGUGCGGUAAGCUCACGGCCAGACCGAAUCUGUGCGCGCCCCGGACUGCAUUAAGCUUAAAAUGCACCUGUCUGUAACGCUAAUAACAGUUUCACGCCGGUUGGUGUUUUGUAGGGGCAGUUACCUCUUAUCUCUAGCAGUCGCUACGAUGCAAGCAAUAAGAAUCUCUCCUUCACCUUUCUGAGUUACCCUCUUUACUUAUAACAGAAAAAUAGUCACAACUUGCCCGAUAAGAACGUUUUGUCCCGCGAAUUGAUCAUUAGCUCUCCCUCUCUCGGAUUACGUUUUGAUACAACACUUAACACGCAACGGUUUACUUAUCAUUCAGUAAAACAUAUCAGAAUCUAAUUCGAAUUGACCCAAAACCAAAGAACGCCCCCCGCUCAACAAGUGACGCAUAGCAUUAAUUGGUAUAUACUAGCAGUGCGCUACCGAUUACGCCUUCAUGCGGUUCACUGUCGCACUGGGUUACAAAAAUCGCGGUCAAGCAU